Molecule: messenger RNA, 2550 nt
Organism: Carya illinoinensis
Lineage: Eukaryota; Viridiplantae; Streptophyta; Magnoliopsida; Fagales; Juglandaceae
Product: pollen receptor-like kinase 3
Exons: 2
Coding region: 120-1979 (619 amino acids)
Biological process (GO): protein phosphorylation
Molecular function (GO): ATP binding; protein kinase activity; protein binding
Source: RefSeq, a predicted model, not a curated record
AUAUUCCUCCCAAAACCAAAAAAAGCAAAUAAGACAAAGGCUCGGAGAACGUACCACGCAAUCGUCUCUCUGAACAGCGGCUCAUUCUUCCCCGGACUUUUCCCAUUCCUGGCUCAGCAAUGGCCGCUGUUCAUAUUCUCUUCCUCCUCCUCUUCUUCCUCCCUCCCCUCUCUCUUUCUGUCUCUGAUAAAGAGGCUCUCCUAAGACUCAAAAAAUCAUUUAUCCAUGCGGACGCAUUAAGCUCAUGGGUUCCCAACUCCUCUCCUUGCUCGGACAAUUGGUAUGGAGUGAUUUGCUUUGAUGGCAUAAUCACUGGCCUCCAUCUCACCAACUUAGGUCUCUCGGGAAACAUAGACGUCGAGGCUUUACUGGAACUCCGCGGGCUUCGAACGAUCAGCAUGAUGAAUAACUCCUUCUCAGGUCCAAUUCCGGAUUUUCACAUGCUCGGCGCUUUGAAAUCUCUCUUAUUAACAGGCAAUAAUUUCUCUGGAAACAUUCCUAACGAUUUCUUUUCCCAUCUUACUUCAUUGAAGAAAGCCUGGCUCUCCUAUAACCAAUUCAACGGAACGAUACCUGAGUCGGUGACACAAGCAACCCAUCUCAUAGAACUCCACCUAGAGAAGAACCAAUUCACAGGACCUAUCCCACCUAUGAACCAAACCUCGUUGAAACAACUUGAUUUAUCUAACAACAUGUUGGAAGGUGAGAUUCCUAAGAGCUUGUCGAUAUUUGGUGUGAAUACGUUUGAAGGAAAUGAAGGACUUUGUGGGAAGCCAUUGGACAAGGUUUGCACAGAGAAAGAUAAAACAUUAAUGCCGAGUACUAAUGAAACUGUACAGAAUUCUAGCAACAAUAAUGUUAUAGUGCUUUCGUUCCUUGCCGUGAUAACGCUCAUCUUUGUCCUCUUUGCCUAUGGAAAUUGCUCAAAACGUAGGGAGCACGAAUUCAUUGUUCGCGGUACCGAAUCAAUGGCGAACGAUCAGACGGUUGAGAUACAUGUGCUAAGUUCGCGCGGCAGGGCCUCAGACUACUCGAGCCAUAAAGGUCGUUUGAAGAAGAGUACUUCAAGUCAACAUGAAAAAAAUGGAACGGGUGAUCUUGUGAUCGUGAACGAUGCAAAGGGUACAUUUGGGUUGUCAGAUUUGAUGAAGGCAGCUGCAGAGGUGCUCGGUAAUGGCGGAAUGGGGUCAGCAUACAAGGCCUUGAUGGCCAAUGGGGUUUCGGUGGUGGUGAAGAGGAUGAGGGAGAUGAAUACUUUGCAGAGAGAGGUAUUUGAUGAAGAGAUGAAGCGGCUUGGAAGAUUAAGGCACAAGAAUAUCUUGACUCCUUUGGCUUACCAUUUCCGGAAAGAAGAGAAGCUGUUGAUCUCCGAAUACAUUCCUAAAGGCAGUUUGUUAUAUGUCUUACAUGGUGAUCGUGGGAUUUGUCAUAAUGAGCUGAAUUGGCCAACGCGUCUGAAGAUUAUCAAGGGAAUUGCACGUGGUAUGGGUUUCCUCCAUAGUGAGUUUGCUAAACACGAUUUGCCCCAUGGAAAUCUCAAGUCCAGUAAUGUUCUUCUUUGUGAUGAUUAUGAGCCACUGUUAAGUGACUUUGCCUUCAAUGCACUAGUCUCUACACCCUUCGCAGCACAAGCAUUGUUUGCCUACAAAACCCCAGAUUACAUCCAAUACCAGAAAGUCUCUCCAAAGUCUGAUGUUUAUUGCCUUGGAAUAACUAUUCUUGAAAUCCUCACCGGAAAAUUUCCUUCUCAGUACCUUAUCACUGGAAAGGGUGGCACUGAUGUUGUGCAAUGGGUCUUAACAGCAAUUUCUGAACACAGACUACAAGAAGUGCUUGAUCCGGACAUUGUGAGCAACACAAGCUCACUCAAUCAAAUAUUGCGACUCCUACAUAUUGCAGUUGCCUGCAUUGAAAGUAAUUCCGAGAAACGGCUCGACAUGAGGGAAGCCAUUAGGAGAAUACAAGAGGUACAGCUUUAAGGCCAUGCCAUAAUCAUUUUUACAACUCUGUUUUAAAUCGACAGCAUUUUUCAUAAAACAGAUACUCCUUCCAGCUUAUAUAUAACUAAGUUAUUUUACAUAUAUAAAAGCAAUCCAUUUGAAACAGAGUUGUAAAAAACUUGUCUCUAUCAUUACUCCUAAUUCAAUACAGGAGAGGGAAUGAUCUGUAAAUAUAUAUAUGGGUCGGGUAAAAGAGGUUAGUGAUAAGCAUCUCAAUCCCAUACUUCAAAGUUCAUAAUCAAAUAUUUUGUGGGCACGUCGGCCCCUCGAGAGAGAGCUUCGAAGAUCAUUAGUUGCAUGCGUGGGGGCAAUGGAUAUGAACCAUACACUAGUUGUACAUGAUCUCUUUGGCAAUUCAUUACUCCUCUUGUUGUCAACAGUUUCGCUCAGCACCCACACACAUUUUUCUUUUUCAAAUAGUUUAGAUACAAGGAAACCAAAAUUUGGGAGUGCUUUUGCUGCAUGGAUGGGGGGGCAUUUAGUCAUGUUUUUCUGUAUACUUCUUUUUAUUAUUAUUAUUAUUAUUAUUAUUAUUAUUGUGAACUACCAA